CCCUGGUCGAGCGUCUUCAAUUGUCACACAUGUGUUCUCAUGACUAUGUUGAUGCCAAUCCUCGUCCAAGUUGUCAGCGCCUGUCACUCCAGCGAUACCACCAGGCCCUGGGCCAGACCGUACUUUCCAUGGCAGUACUUCAAAAUCGAGCACUGUGCCCCAGUAAUUGCGCCUGCAAACAAGUCGGGUUGGCUGACAGCCCCGGCACUGUGGCCCAACCAUCAUCAUCAGUGCGGCUGGCUUCACAAACAAGAAAUCGGAAAGAAGACAGAGAGAGCGGGAGGACUGGAUGAGAAGCGGCUCCUCGACGGAUCCAAAGCAGAAAGAGGCAGGAAACAUCGAGCGCAAGCAUCGGUCAAAACAUCUCCGCCAUUCUUCGUUGGUGGAGGGCACGCCUCUCGUCUGCACCCCGCCUCUCAGCUCAGCUCAGUUCAGCUCAGCCCAUGGUCCAUCAUGAGCGACCUACAGCGAGCCUGGGCAAAGUCCAAGUAUGGCAUGUCCAACGACAUCUUCAACGAGCUGGACGAGGAACAGGAGACUGAUCAGGUCCCUGAACUUCCGGAGCCUGUGGACGACGACUCCUCGUCUGCAUCCUCGGCAUCGUCCGUCUCCUCCACCGGCACCGUCAUCCCAUCGCCGAACCAGAAGCUAUUUGCUCGACCUCAAGGAGUCGCCCGUGGUAGGACCCUCGAGCAGAUCCCUUGGACCACCUACUUUGAGCGAGAGUUGUCCCUGAGGUCGGAGCAGGACCCUGAGGUGGUCUAUCAUGCCUACCUGACAUCUCCAGUGGACAAGGGGCCACUGUUUGUAAUGCAUCAUGGAGGAGGAUCCUCUGGGCUAUCGUUUGCCGUGGUGGCUUCUGAGAUUAAAAAACGCCUGCCCGCGGCUGGCAUUCUUGCCCUCGACUGCAGAGGUCACGGGUCGACGGUUGUACCGGGAGACGCGGCACUGGAUCUGAGGCUGGAGACACUAUCGACAGAUCUCUUCAACGUCAUCCAGCUGACCAAGUCUGAGAUGAAGUGGCCAGGGAUGCCCCCGAUCGUGCUCGUGGGACACUCCCUUGGUGGAGCCGUCGUGACUGACCUGGCUAAGACGGGCCGGUUGGGAACAUCGGUCUUGGGGUAUGUCGUGCUGGAUGUGGUGGAGGGCUCAGCCAUCGAUGCCCUGCAGAGCAUGCAUACGUACCUAUCUACGAGACCCUCGGGAUUUGCGACGCUGCAGGCAGGUAUUGACUGGCAUGUCCGAUCGCGAACGAUCCGCAACUCGAUCUCUGCCCGGACGUCUGUCCCUGCACUGCUGGUCUUUGAUGAGAACCAAGACCCGACGCGUCCUUGGAGAUGGCGGACCAACCUGGGCGCAACGCAGCCAUUCUGGGAAGGCUGGUUUGUCGGCUUGAGCAAGAAAUUCCUAGAGGCCAGAGGAGGAAAACUGCUCCUGCUGGCUGGGACUGAUCGACUUGACACUGAGUUGACCAUCGGCCAGAUGCAAGGGAAAUACGCCUUGCAAGUCUUUCCGGAAGCGGGCCACUUCAUUCAUGAAGAUUUGCCAGAGAAGACGGCUGUGUCGCUGGUGGACUUUUACCGCCGGAACGACCGAAGCACUCUGGUAUUGCCCCCCAAGGUGUCGGAGCUGCUCAAGCAAGGGAAGAGAGUAUGA
Fusarium falciforme is the source of this 1656-nucleotide messenger RNA. RefSeq names its product Protein phosphatase methylesterase 1. Bases 40 to 1656 code for a protein of 538 amino acids. Lineage: Eukaryota; Fungi; Ascomycota; Sordariomycetes; Hypocreales; Nectriaceae. The transcript is spliced from 4 exons. Gene Ontology annotation, biological process: protein demethylation. Gene Ontology annotation, molecular function: protein methylesterase activity. The record is from RefSeq and is a predicted model, not a curated record.